AUGAGUUUGUCACCAGUGAGAAAAGAUAUUUUGGAGCAAGCGGAAGACGUGAGAAUCCUAGGAUUGGACCCGCUAGUGUCGCCCGCGCUUUUGCAAUCGCAGAUUCCAGCCACCAACAAGUGCCUGGAAACUGUGCAAAAAGGUAGAAGGGAGGCCAGCGAAAUCAUUGUGGGCAAAGAUGACAGACUACUGGUCAUCGUGGGCCCAUGCUCGAUCCACGACCUGGACUUAGCCCAGGAAUACGCCAGGCGCCUCAAGAAGCUGUCGACGGAGCUUGAGGGCGAGCUGUGCGUUAUCAUGAGAGCGUACCUCGAAAAACCUAGAACCACAGUGGGGUGGAAGGGUCUGAUCAACGACCCAGAUGUCAACAACACUUUCAACAUCAACAAGGGCCUGCAGUACGCCAGACAGCUGUUCGUGAACCUCACCAGCGAGGGUAUGCCCAUCGGCUCCGAAAUGCUCGACACCAUCUCCCCACAGUUUUUGGCGGACUUGCUGUCUUUCGGAGCCAUUGGCGCCAGAACCACCGAGUCCCAGCUGCACCGUGAGCUUGCCUCCGGGUUGUCGUUCCCUGUGGGGUUCAAGAACGGAACCGACGGGUCGCUAGGCGUCGCGGUCGACGCCAUGUUGGCCGCGUCGCACUCCCACCACUUCAUGGGCGUGACCAAGCACGGCUUCGCCGCCAUCACCACUACCAAGGGUAACGAGCACUGCUUCGUCAUUCUAAGAGGUGGCACAAAGGGCACCAACUACGACGCCGAAUCGGUGGCCGAAGCCAAGAAACAGUUGCCCCCAGGCGCUGCGUUGAUGGUUGACUGUUCCCACGGCAACUCCAACAAGGACUACAGGAACCAGCCCAAGGUCAACGAUGCCGUUUGCGAACAGGUUGCCAACGGUGAGGACAAGAUCAUCGGUGUCAUGAUCGAAUCCCACAUCAACGAGGGCAAGCAGUCUAUUCCAGAGGAGGGUAAAGCGGGUCUCAAAUACGGUGUUUCCAUCACCGAUGGUUGCAUAGGCUGGGAGACCACCGAAGAGGUGUUGCGCAACUUGGCCAAGGCCGUUAAGCAAAGAAGAGCUCUCAAAGAGUCUUCUGCCUAA
Molecule: messenger RNA, 1098 nt
Organism: Lachancea dasiensis
Lineage: Eukaryota; Fungi; Ascomycota; Saccharomycetes; Saccharomycetales; Saccharomycetaceae
Source: the annotation of a GenBank genome assembly